UAAACUGAACUGAACUGAAAUUAGGCUAAAGUGAACAGACCCUUAUACAAAAAUGUAAAGGCUUGUUAAAGUUAAGGCUCAUUAAGAAUCCUCACCGAUCAACAAGUUCCAAGCUAGAUUACGUUCCUUGAUUUCAUGUUAAAAGGGAGGGUAAUUUUGUUGUCCACUAUUACCUUGGUAGAUUAGGUUUUUUUUUUUUUUUUUUGGAAUAAAGAUUAGGGUUGUUUAAAAUUGUUUGGAUUUGGAAAUUCGUUAUCAUAAAAGUUGUAUUCUCAUAUAGUCAUAUAGUUAUAUGUACUCAUAGAGUCAUGGUCUCAUGGAUAAAUUAUCUAUUGAUUAAUAAAUGCAUUAAGCCAUUAAUCAUUCCCCUGGAAAAUAUAUAAUGCCUUGUAUUUUUUGUAUUUUGAAGCUAGAACAAAUUUUAUAUGACUACUAAAAAUAAGUGUUGCAUCAAUACGAAGUACUAUAAAGUUGUUUAUAAGAAACAAGUCUAAUACGGAAAAAUGUUUACCAAGUGUGAAAGUACCUGAUUACGAGUAACAUGUUUUAACCGAACUUGUUUACGAUCCCGUGGUGUUAUCUCUUAUUUUCGGUAUUUUCGCGCACUUUUGUUUUCGAAACAGAUCACAAAAAAGACCAAACCCCAUUGAUGCAGUCUCAACAAAACACACAGAGUUAAUGUCACAAACAAUGCUGAAAUUCCACCGCCAUUUUUUAACUAGAAUUCUUUGAUAUCCAUGUUUCCAGGUUAGAUUAUUAUCUCUUACCAUGAGUUCUACUCCACAUUUUCUUACCUCUUCUUCUGAUUACUAUGCUACUCUGCUUCAAACUUGCUCGAAAUCUAAACACUUAUCAGUUGGGAAAUCAAUUCAUGCUCAGAUUAUCAAACAAGGUCUUUUUGCAAGUGUAUAUCUUUUUAAUAAUCUCCUUAAUUUGUAUGUUAAAUGUGGGUUAAACUCUGUUGCCCACCAACUGUUUGAUGAAAUGCCUGUGAAAAAAUUGUUUUCUUGGAACACAAUUGUAUCAGGGUAUGCUAAAGUGGGGGAAAUGGGUGCGGCUAAUUUUGUUUUUCAACAAAUUCCGGACCGUGACUCGGUCUCUUGGACUGCUAUGAUUGUGGGUUACUAUCAAAUGGGUUAUUAUGAAAAUGCAUUGAAAAUGUUUUUGGAUAUGAUUAGGGAUGGAGUGUCACCUACCCAGUUCACAAUUACUAGUGUUCUUGCAUUAUGUGCAAAUAUGAGAGAUUUGAAUGUUGGUAGAAAGGUUCAUUCUUUUGUUGUUAAGCAUGGACUAGGUAGUUAUGUUUCAGUAGCAAAUUCACUGUUUAAUAUGUAUGUAAAGACUGGUGAUCAUGUAAGGGCAAGGAUUGUUUUUGACAGGAUGGGGAUCAAAAAUGUUUCAAGCUGGAACUCUAUGAUUUCCUUGCAUAUGAUGUGCGGUGAUGUUGAUCUUGCUCGUGCACAGUUUGAACAAAUGAAUGACCGCGACAUUGUGUCAUGGAACUCUAUUAUUACAGGAUACAAUCAAAGGGGGUUUCAUAUUGAAGCUCUCCAAGUAUUCUCGGAAAUGUUAAAGGAUUCUUCAAUGAAACCGGACAAAUUUACGUUGGCUAGUGCUUUAUCAGCUUGUGCAAGUCUUGAGAACUUGGAACUCGGGAAACAAAUUCAUGCAUAUAUGGUAAGGACUAAAUUUGAUGUUUAUGGGGCAGUGGAAAAUUCUUUGAUCACAAUGUACGCUAGGUGUGGAGGUGUAGAAAAUGCUCGAAAGAUCAUACAAAAAAACGGGAUUUCCAAUCUCAAUGUGAUAGCAUUCACAGCUUUAAUGGAUGGCUAUGUGAAGCUUGGAGAUAUUAGGCCUGCAAGAGAAAUAUUUGACUCAUUGAAAGACCGUGAUGUGGUUGCUUGGACGGCAAUGAUAGUAGGUUAUGAGCAGAAUGGACUUAAUGAUGAUGCAGUGUCAUUAUUCAGAUUAAUGCUUAGAGAAGAGCCGAGGCCAAACAAUUACACAUUAGCUGCUAUGCUGAGUGUCAUUUCAAGCUUGGCAAAUCUGGAUCAUGGCAAACAGAUUCAUGCUGUUGCUAUAAGGUCAGCAGAAGUAUCAUCCGUUAGUGUAUCCAAUGCACUAAUUACCAUGUAUGCCAAGGCUGGAAGCAUAUUUGGUGCCAGACGUGUCUUUACACUACACCGCUAUAGAGACAGUGUUACAUGGACCUCAAUGAUUAUAGCUUUAGCUCAGCAUGGUUUUGGAGAAGAAGCAAUAGAACUGUUUGAGAAAAUGCUGUCAUUGGACAUUAAGCCUGACCAUAUAACAUAUGUGGGAGUACUUGUUGCCUGUACCCACGCUGGUUUGGUAGAAAAAGGAAAGAGCUAUUACAACAUGAUGCAGAAUGUGCACAAAAUUGAACCAACUACAAGUCACUAUUCUUGCAUGAUUGAUCUCCUUGGACGUGCUGGCUUGCUGCAAGAAGUACAGAAUUUCAUUAAGAAAAUGCCUAUGGAACCUGACAAUAUUGCUUGGGGUUCAAUUUUAGCGUCUUGUUAUGCUCAUAAAAAUAUAGAGUUGGCAAAAGUUGCAGCUGAGAGAUUGCUACUUCUUGAUCCAGGGAACAGUGGUGCCUUUGCAUCCCUUGCUAAUCUAUAUUCUGCCUGUGGAAAGUGGGCUGAGGCUGCUAAAGUUAGAAAAUCAAUGAAGGAAAAAGGAAUUAAGAAGGACCAAGGACUGAGCUGGCUUCAACUCAAGAAUGAAGUGCAUGUCUUUGGAGCUGAAGAUGCACAUCACCCUCAAAGAGAUGCAAUCUAUACAAAGAUGGCAAAAAUAUGGGACGAGAUUAAAAAAAUGGGCUUUGUUCCGGACACAAAUUCAGUGCUACAUGAUCUGGAUGAAGAAGUGAAAGAACAUAUCCUUAGGCAUCACAGUGAAAAGCUUGCUAUAGCAUUUGGACUUCUAAAUACUCCCGAAAACACCACCUUAAGAAUCAUGAAAAACUUGCGUGUAUGCAAUGACUGUCACUCUGCUAUCAAAUUCAUUUCAAAGCUAGUGGGCAGAGAAAUUAUUGUAAGGGAUGCUACACGAUUUCACCAUUUCAAAGACGGUGUCUGCUCAUGUAGAGACUAUUGGUAGUGUAGAUAUUUGGUGAUAGGUAUGCAAUUCUUGUAUGUGGUUCUUUGCAGAGGGUUAUCUUAUAGCUGGAAUUUAUAGGACUGGAGAUAGACAAGGUAAUAUGAGGAUGAUGAAAGAGUUGAAGCACCGUAGUUGUGAAUUAAUGAAGACAAGGGAUUGGAGAACCAAUUGUUGUUAUAUGAGGUAUAGUGCUGUAUAAUAUGUUGGAGGUUGAAAAUACAGCUUACUCUUUGAAUCCAUGUGACGAGUCUGAAAGGAUGGUGGUUUUUAUAGUUUACUUAUAGUAAGCUCAUGAUUCUUGAUUCUAAACCAUUCAUCACCAUAUAUACCUCAAUAGAUAUUUGCAGAGUGAAUUGUUUUGUCGCUCUUUGGUUUUUAUCUGUCCCAAAUUUAUGCAAGUCCGUUCCACUUAAAUACUUUAUAAAGGCUGUUUGCUCAGAGGAAAUCUUCCUGUUCAUCAAGUGAUGUGUUCUUCGUAUCGUUGCCAAGGUCAUCUACUACUAGCCAAUAAAAGAGUUUACCAUGGGGAAAAGCUGUAUGUAAUUAGUAUCUGGUAAAACAAUGAAUGGAUCUAAGCCUAACAGGAUUUCAUGAGCUUUUGAGGCAAAAUCCUUAUUGCCUGGCUGAAGCUGUGGGGCGUAAAAUUAUUUGUAUUGUACAUUCUGUGCUCAAGUGCUUCAAGCUGAGCCAAAAACAUGUAUCAUGGGCAUCGAGAUCAAAUUUGUACAUGGUAUCUAAGCCUCUUAGGACUGUGUAAGUGCCUCUGCAAAUAUAAACCAACAGCCUUUCUUUGGACUUCAGGCUUUCUGGCCUGCAUAUCUACCAAGGUUAAAAAUCUGGUUAUUACACAUUUAGAAAUAUGCAGUUGAUGUCAGGUGAUCCUUAUUGUGUGUUAGUAGGUGAUGUAUGUGGAAUUUGCCGACGGUUGCAGGAGUUAUUGUGCCAUGGUUUGAGAAUUAAGAAGAUUUUCACUUUUGUAGAAGGUUACUUGGUGAGUAUAAAAUGGAAAGAGGAGAUGCUCAUUCUACAAUUAAACUAUUGAUUUUGUACACAUUUGAAGGCAACAAUGCUAUUGAGCAUAACUUCUUGGGUGGUCUUUGCUCCUUAAAUUUAUGUCAGAGAUACCUGGCUAACUGCAACACAGAUACACAAACCACCAAACUCAAAAGAGUUGGAUGGUCUGGCAUCUUACUGCUUCUUGGGUCCUCAUGCUUCAGAUCACCAAACUCAAAGAGUUGGAUGGUCUGGCAAUCUGGUAUCUUACUGCUUCUUGGGUCCUCAUGCUUCAGACUGUUUCAGUUUCAGUUUCGAGAAAACUUCUGAUCAUUUGCUCCUAUAUUCAUCUUGUUAAUCUUUAAUACCUUGCGGUUCUCAAGCUGUAUACAACAUUUUUGUAGCGGAUAUGGCUAACUAAUUGAUCUUAAUCCCUUUUGUUUGAUUGUUGCCUUUGUUGGGAUAAGAAAUUUAGACAUGCUAAAAAAAAACUUUGGGUAAAAAAAGCUGUGGAGAGGUGUGCUGUUUCAGCCUUUCAGGUUGUAUUGGGCCUGGUGGCUCUAUUUUUGGGAUGUAAGACUGUUAGUUGUUUCAAUCUUGAACAUGUUACUUCUCCCCUACUUGGUCAUAUCAAAGAAGAA
Molecule: messenger RNA, 4754 nt
Organism: Chenopodium quinoa (quinoa)
Lineage: Eukaryota; Viridiplantae; Streptophyta; Magnoliopsida; Caryophyllales; Amaranthaceae
Product: pentatricopeptide repeat-containing protein At2g22070-like
Exons: 2
Coding region: 769-3120 (783 amino acids)
Biological process (GO): RNA modification
Molecular function (GO): RNA binding; zinc ion binding; protein binding
Source: RefSeq, a predicted model, not a curated record